GUAGGAAAUGUUUCUGGAAACCAGUGUCCCAGCUGUAUGGGGCAGGAAGAUUCACACUCCUUUGCUGAGCUGUGUGCUUUGGCUCUCAUUAUAACUUAUACAGGCAUCCUCUAGUUAGUGGAUUUUCAUCUUAUCAUGGGUAUUCGUCCCUAGUCUUUUGAGGGAGGAGCCUUGGGGGGUGCUGAGCUAGUGGUGAUGGUGGUGGGGAGCAGAGGACCAUGCCCAUCUUCUCUCCUUCUCCAGAGCUGCACACGGUGAUGGAGACUCCUCUUGAGAAGGCCCUGACCACCAUGGUGACCACCUUCCACAAAUAUUCGGGGAAAGAGGGCAGCAAACUGACCCUGAGUAGGAAGGAACUAAAAGAACUUAUCAAGACGGAGCUGAGUCUUGGGGAGAAGAUGAAGGAGAGCAGCAUUGAUGACCUAAUGAAGAGUCUGGAUAAAAACAGCGACCAGGAGAUCGACUUCAAGGAGUAUUCUGUGUUCCUGACCACGCUGUGCAUGGCCUACAAUGACUUCUUCCUGGAGGACACCAACUAACAAGGGCUCUCCUCCACCAUCACUAGUAGCCCUUGCCCUUGGCAGCUCCUCUGAUAGACCCUCUUUGCCCCUCUAUUCUCCUGAUCUUCCCAGAUGAACCCCUUCCAGCAGAGGAAAUAAAGAUUUUUUUCCCCCCACUCCAAAUGUUGGGGGACUGA
Molecule: messenger RNA, 697 nt
Organism: Dipodomys spectabilis (banner-tailed kangaroo rat)
Lineage: Eukaryota; Metazoa; Chordata; Mammalia; Rodentia; Heteromyidae
Gene: S100a5
Product: S100 calcium binding protein A5
Exons: 2
Coding region: 219-539 (106 amino acids)
Cellular component (GO): nucleus; cytoplasm
Molecular function (GO): calcium ion binding; transition metal ion binding
Source: RefSeq, a predicted model, not a curated record